Messenger RNA from Pongo pygmaeus (Bornean orangutan), 5225 nucleotides. RefSeq names its product solute carrier family 2, facilitated glucose transporter member 3-like. Gene Ontology annotation, biological process: dehydroascorbic acid transport. Gene Ontology annotation, molecular function: D-glucose transmembrane transporter activity. Gene Ontology annotation, cellular component: plasma membrane. NCBI's taxonomy places the organism in Eukaryota, Metazoa, Chordata, Mammalia, Primates, Hominidae. Bases 1 to 1170 code for a protein of 389 amino acids. The transcript has a single exon. The record is from RefSeq and is a predicted model, not a curated record.
AUGCUUACUGUCAAUCUGUUGGCUGUCACUGGUGGCUGCCUUGUGGGAUUGUGUAAAGUAGCUGAGUUGGUUGAAAUACUGAUCCUGGCCUACUUGGUUAUUGGCCUCUUCUGCAGACUCUGCACAGGUUUUGUGCCCACAUACAUCGGAGAGAUCUCACCUGUUGCCCUGCAAGGUGUCUUUGGCACUCUCAACCAGCUGGGCAUUGUUGUUGGAAUUCUGGUGGCCCAGAUCUUUGAUCUGGAAUUCAUCCUGGGGUCUGAAGACCUAUGGCCUGUGCUAUUAGGCUUUCCCAUCUCUCCUGCUAUGCUACAAAGUGCAGCCCUUCCUUUUUGCCCUGAAAGUCCCAGAUUCUUGCUCAUUAACAGAAAAGAAGAGGAGAAUGCUAAGGAGAUCCUCCAGUGGUUGUGGGGCACCCAGAAUGUAUCCCAAGACAUCCAGGAGAUGAAAGAUGAGAGUGCAAGGAUGGCACAAGAAAAGCAAGUCACUGUGCUGGAGCUCUUUAGAGUAUCCAGCUACCAACAGCCCAUCAUCAUUUCCAUCAUGCUCCAGCUCUCUCAGCAGCUCUCUGGAAUCAAUGCUGUGUUCUGUUACUCAACAGGAAUCUUUAAGGGUGCAGGUGUUCAAGAGCCCAUCUGUGUCACCAUCGGUGCGGGUGUGGUUAAUACUAUCUUCACUAUAGUUUCCCUAUUUCUGGUGGAAAGGGCAGUAAGAAGGACUCUACAUAUGAUAGGCCUUGGAGGGAUGACUUUUUGUUCCAUCCUCAUGACUGUUUGUUUGUUAUUGAAGGCUGAGUGUAAUGGGAUAAGCUUUGUCUGUAUUGGGGCUAUCUUGGUCUUUGUGGUCUUCUUUGAAAUUGGGCCAGGCCCCAUUCCCUGGUUUAUUGUGGCUGAACUCUUCAGCCAGGGCCCUGGCCCAGCUGUGAUGGCAGUGGCCGGCUGCUCCAACUGGACCUCCAACUUCCUAGUCAGAUUGCUCUUCCCUUCUGCUGCUUACCAUUUAGGAGCCUACGUUUUUAUUAUCUUCACUGACUUCCUCAUUACCUUCUCGAUCUUUACCUUCUUCAAAGUCCCUGAGAUGUGUUACAGGACUUUCGAGGAUAUCACACAGGCCUUUGAGGGGCAGGCACACGAUGCAAAUAGAUCUGGAAGGACCGCGUCAUGGAGAUGAACAGUAUCCAGCCUGCUAAGGAGACCACCACCAAUGUCUAAAUCAUGCCUUCUUCCACCUCCCUCCCAGCAAGGGAAAGCCACCUCUCCCUGAACGAGGGAGAGACCUCAUAAUGAUGAACCCAGGGCUGCUUCUGAAUGCUGCUACUUGAUUCCUUUCUCCCUCAACAGGGCUGGAGCUUGUUGAAUUUUCAAUGGCUUUUAAAAUAUUGUAUUUCUUGGACAUCCUCUUCUGCCUAGGCGAGACCAAGUGAACCUACCUUCAUUUCAGGAGGGAUUGACCACUUGGGAUAUGACAACUUUGCCAGCUCUUCUCCCUUGGGUUCUAAUAUUGCCCUCUAGGGGAUAUAGGGGAGGAAAAGUAAGGUGCAGUUCCCCCAAACUCAGACUUACCAGGAAGCAGAUACACACACAGUGUGGGAAGGCAGACAGGGUUUAUGUAAGAGCACCUUCCUCACUUCCAUACAGCUGUACACAGCAAAUUAACUUGAGUUUUAUUUAUUUUUACUUUCUGGUUUAAUUACAUUUAUUUUUACCUUCUGGUUUAAUUUUUACCUUCUGGUUUAAUAUUAUGUUUUAAGUGUAAUUUUGCCAAAUAAUGAAAACAUAAGGAAAUUGAGUUUAAAAGGAGGUGUUUAAAAGAGGUUAUAGAGUAGAAGAUUUGAUGCUGGAGAGGUUAAGGUGCAACAAGAAGAAUUUAGGGAGAAAUGUAGUUAAUUAUUGGAGGGUAAAUUAUGUGGUGCCUGAGGUCUGCACAUUACCUCUUAACAAUUUCUGUCCUUCAGAUGGAAACUCUUAAGUUUAAUUUCUCAGAAAAGUCAUAUGCCUAUAUAAUAAAGCUACUGAUUUCUUUUGGAACUUUUUUCUUUAAAAUUACAGUUUAUAUGUAGUAUUACUUGAAGUCCAGGAUUGUUAACCAAGAUGGGGCAUUGUAGUUAAUGGCGGUUGAUGGGUUCUAAUUUUGGAUGGAGUCCAGGGCAGGGAAAGCUAUUUCUAGAAAGCCUGUUCCUUCUCACUGGACCAAACAACUCCUUCCCCUUGUAGUAGACUCAUUACUUUUUAAGUAACCCUACCACUCAUCUGGUGGGAGAGCCAUCCAAAUGAGAAACCUAAAAUAAUUGGUUCUUGGUAGAGGUUCGUUAUUUCUCCAUUUUGUUCUUUAGGAGAUUUUAGGUGUUGAUUUUUGUUUUACUUUGACGCAUACCUUUAAAGGAAUUCCAAAAAGAAUGUUUAUAGCUUACUUGGAAUUUGUAACCUCAGCUCUGGGAGAAGAUUUUUUUCUGAACGAUUAUUAUCUAACGUGUGUUGUUGCUUCAGGGUCACGGCAUGCUUGUCUAUGUCUGUUACCAUGACCACCGUGGUCCUGUGCCGAGUGCCCUUAGGGGGAGUGAAUCUUUCCAACAGGCCAUGUUUGAGAUAGUAUGAGUCAGUGUGCAGUGUAGCCCAUACUUGAGAGUAUGAAUGUAUGUGCACUGUCACUUUGCUCUGGGUGGAAGUAGGUUAUUGUUGACUUAUUUCCUCUGUGUUUGUUCCUACAGCCCCCUUUUUCAUAUGUUGCUCGAUCUCCCUUUCCCUUCCUGGUGCUUACACAUCUCAGACCCUUUAGCUGAACGCUUGCCAAUAACAGUAUUUUGGUUCUCGGUUCUCGCUGUUCCCUCUGGUUGUUGAGGCUUUGAAUAAAAAUGCACAUAGCUAUGCAGUGGGGUUUAGCUGGAAAAGGUGACCUACUUCCGACUUCACCUCUACUUCUGGCUCCUCAAACAGUGGGUGAACAGUAAGGCAGGGAAGUUGUUUUCUCAUUUCUCACUGACCAGAUUGUGAAUAUUUCCAUAUGGAUUUUCUAUUAUUAAUGUUACUCUGGUGAUUCUUUGUUUUAAGAUAAAAAUUCUGAAUGUACACAUGAAAAAAAAAGACAGAAAAUAUUAUCACUCCCAUUUUACAGAUUAAAAAACUGAGAUUUAAAGUAGUAAUGUACUACUCACAGCCACACAACUAGGAUGAAGCAGAGCUAAAACUCAGCUCUCAUUCACUGCCAAGCCUGUGGUCUUAGAGACAUAAGCCAGCAGGACUUGGUAUCAUUAAGGGACUGGGGAGAAUGGUUCCAUUCCCCCAAAUCCUCCCCCAAAGAACUUCCUCGUAUUUUAUAAUGGUCAUACCUUCAACCCUUUUACCUCCUACCUGGGCUGAUUGCAAUAAUCUGAAAGGGCCCUGUUUGAAGGGCAAUGGUAGUUACUGUGGAGAAGGGCUUCGAAGAAUAUAGAUGGUGGUGCCAAUUUACCUCCCGGACUGUGGCUGCUGCUGUGUGAUGUUGGGUUAAUGGUUAAUCUGCUCCUGUGUGAGUCAGCUAAUGCCCCUCCCAAAUCACGUAAUGCGUUAACUCAAUUAAAAGACACCUGCCCAACUAAUCUGAAUGUCAGACCUGAGUGUCAGCUCCCAUUUUACACUCUGUAAAAGGAAGGAGGAUUUUAACCUAACACUUGAAAUCUUCAAAGAAUACAAUUGAUCAUUUUCAGCCAACAGAAAGACUGCUUCCCUGGUAGUGUGUGUGUGUGUGUGUGUGUGUUAUUUAACUGAGUGUUGACAUCAACUCUGUAGAAUUGCACAUGUACAGAUAAGUAACUGGAAGCUUGGAAAGGUGAAGCCACUUGUUCAAGUUCAUGGAGUCAGUUUUCUUUUUACAACUCCAGGACACUAACUGUUGGGGUGGUUUGUUUAGUUUGCAUCCUAGUGGAUAACUGCUCUUCUUAGUGAUGAUGAAAAUUUGAAUAUCUCUAAAGGGGCAUUAUUAUCCUGGAGGUGUGAGACAGUGAAAAGAACAGGAGCUUUGAAGCUAGGUGUGCCCUGUUAAAACUUCAGUUCCUGCCGUGUAAUAGUGUAAACACUGGCAAAUCACCUAAUCUCACCUCAAAAGGUGAUUUUGAGAAUGAAAGCAGAUGGCUGGGAGGUAAGGGUACUUAAAUACACGUUAGUCCUUUCCAGGUCCUCAUUGCUGGAAUUUGAGUGGACAUCUCCAGCCAUCUCAAGCAAAUUGAUUAAAUACUCAGUGCAUUCUUAGAGAUAUUUUAAUUUAUUUUAAUUAAAACAAACACCUGCCAUGUGGCAUUUUUAGGAAAAUUUAGGGAAGGUCUUGUGAAACUAGGCAAAUCAUAAAGCUCCCACAGGUUGAGAUUCAACAGACCAAUCAGUGAGGCCCAUUUUACCCUGGAGGCACUGGGCCAGGUGCCACGAGCGUUCCAGGGGCGAAGGGAAAAGCCUGCAGUACUGGAACUGCAAAACAUCUGGUCAGGGAGAUAAAUCAUCAACAGAAGGAAAGACAAACAGCAAUAGAAGGCAUUAAAGGACACGUUUCCAAGGAGUGAUGUAGGCAAUAAAUACUGUGUGAAUUUAGGACAGAGAGAGAGAUCACUUAGAAAGUUCCAAAAAACCCUUCCUGAAUCAUUUCCUGUACUUUCUCCUUCUGUCCCUUCAUAGCCCUGUGGGUUUCUCUUAGAGUUACUGGGGCACUUAUCUCUAUGUAACAAGGUGGAGAAAAUAUUGCCAUUGUUUUACAGCUGGUGCCAGAUUUCUUCCUGAAAAUAGAAGCAUCUAGGCUUGGAAAAAAUCAGUUGGGAAAUUAGGUGUAAUAGAAUAAAUAGGUUGGAAAAUGCUUGAGGUAGAAAAUUGAUGUCCAACAAUGAUAGACUGGAUUAAGAAAAUGUGGCACAUAUACACCAUGGAAUAAUAUGCAGCCAUAAAAAAUGAUGAGUUCAUGUACUUUGUAGGGACAUGGAUGGAGCUGGAAACCAUCAUUCUCAGCAAACUAUCGCAAGGACAAAAAACCAAACACUGCAUGUUCUCACUCCAUAGGUGGGAAUUGAACAAUGAGAACACUUGGACACAGGAAGGGGAACAUCACACACCAGGGCCUGUUGUGGGGUAGGGGUAGGGGGGUGGGAUAGCAUUAGGAGGUAUACCUAAUGUAAAUGACGAGUUAAUGGGUGCAGCACACCAACAUGGCACACGUAUACAUAUGUAACAAACCUGCACGUUGUGCACAUGUACCCUAAAACUUAAAGU